CUGGAACCAGUCAGGAUUCAUGAGCAGUGUCAUGGAUACCCGCUGAUCAGAACUCGGAGAUUUAUCCAGCACCAAAAUAUCCAGCAGUCAGACAAUAACAACAGACCAAAAGAGCAAAGCUCAACGGAUUCCACCUGCCCAUGCAGUAGCCACCCGGUGCCACUGCGUCUCUUUCCCUCUCUGUCACCAUGAUGUCUAUGAACAGCAAGCAGGCUUUCAGCAUGCACCCCAUCCUGCACGAGCCGAAAUACACCCACCUGCACACCAGCUCGGAGGCCAUCAGGAGAGCCUGUCUACCAGCCCCCCAGAUCCAAGGCAAUAUCUUCGCGGGCUUCGAUGAGACUUUGCUGAGAGGGGCUGAAGCUCUGGCAGCUGUGGAUAUAGUGUCUCAGAAAACCCAUCCCUUCAAACCAGAUGCCACCUACCACACCAUGAGCAGCGUCUCCUGCACGCCCACUUCUUCUUCGGUUCACCUGCACCACCCCUCGGUGCUGACCACCCACCAUCACCACCACCACCACCAGCCCUCGCAGGGUUUGGAGGGGGAGCUCCUGGACCACCUCAACUCUGCCAUCCCGCUGGGGGGUGUGCCCGGACCCGAGGUGGGCUCGACGCCCUCCCACCCGCACUCCCACAUGCCAGCCCUCAACCACAUGGCCCACCACCCUCAGUCCAUGAACAUGUCUCACCCCCACGGCUUGGCCUCCCAUGCUGUCAUCUCAGGCCCCGAGACAGAGACAGACCCCAGGGAGCUGGAGUCCUUUGCUGAGCGGUUCAAGCAGAGGAGGAUCAAACUUGGGGUGACCCAGGCGGAUGUGGGCUCCGCCUUGGCCAACCUGAAGAUCCCAGGUGUUGGCUGCCUGAGCCAAAGCACCAUCUGCAGGUUCGAGUCCCUCACCUUGUCCCACAACAACAUGGUGGCCCUGAAGCCCAUUUUGGAGGCUUGGCUGGAGGAGGCUGAGAGGGCUCAAAGAGAGAAAAUGACCAAGCCCGAAAUCUACACUGGCGGGGACAAGAAACGCAAGCGCACUUCCAUAGCAGCCCCGGAGAAGAGGUCGCUGGAAGCUUAUUUUGCUGUGCAGCCCAGACCUUCCUCGGAGAAAAUCGCAGCCAUUGCAGAGAAGUUAGACUUGAAGAAGAAUGUGGUGCGCGUCUGGUUUUGCAACCAAAGACAGAAACAGAAAAGGAUGAAAUUUUCUGCAACCUACUGAGAGCUGGAGAGGGGAUGGGAGGGCAGAGAAAACCAGUGUUCGCCCCCUCCCACAAGCCAGCCCUGGAAUGAUCUGCUCCCCAGCUCCUAAAUCAGGCAGAUAUUUUUUAAAGGGAAAACCACCAAGAACUGGUGACUUCGCUCUCCUCUCGAAUCCGCCGUUGUCUCCGCAAAUCAAAGAACUGGGCAUAAUAGUGUUACUAAUAAAGACUUUUUUAAAAGACAAAACCAUACAGGAGAAAGGUAUAGAACUUUCCGAUAGUCCUGGUGAGUGAAUGUCAGGGCUUGUGUCUUUGAGAUGAAACCCGCUUACCCCCUCCACUGACUACUAGAAAAUGGCAGAGGAGAAAAAAAAUCAAUGAAACUUGAAAAAAUGUUUAUUCUCAGUUUCAGAUACUCUUUUUAUAUUUAUGAUUGUAAAUAUGUCCUUGUGAUGGCACUCUACCGGGGUUGGAAAGUUCCGUUCUGUUAGGUUGCUGUAUAGCACGUCAUCCAUGUCAAACUCUUUUUUUUUAAUUUAAACAAGCAUUCACUUGAAGGGCUCCUCACCUCCACACACACUUGCAUGGUUUACUUGGCUUUCCCCCUUUCUCAUCUAGCUGCAAAUCCGUCGCAUUUUUGCAAUAACUGUUCUGUUUCUACCUCAUCAGCUAAAAAAUAAUGAAAAAAAAAGAGAAAAGGAAAAAAUAUCAGGUCCAUGGAUUAAUGGUUUGUUUGGAAAAUUGGGGACUUAUUUUGCUUUUGUUUUACUUGAAAUAUUUAACGUCCAUAUAAUUUCACUGUAAAAAACGCUUUGACAAUCAAAUAAUUAAAUCUCAUAUUUAUGACAUUUCCCCUUGAAAUGAGUGUAAUAACGUGUAAGUAACUGGUCUACUUGCUUCUCACCAUAAAAGCUCUUGGAUUUGACAUACGAAUUUCUUUUCUCUGUACAAUUCACUCGUUUCUGUGCGGUUUUUAUUUUCCAGGAUGCAUUGACCAGGGGAAAGUUUUAUUUUUGAGAGGUCGAACUUAUGUGUAACUUAAAGAAAACUCACUAUGGUUAUCAGAAGUUAUUAGUAAAUAACUUGUUACUUUGCAAAUAUUUAACUCUGCACUUUCUAAGGCAAGAUUUUUUUUUGCUUUGCGUAUUUAAUAGAGAAAUUUGCCUUUGUUUCUUUUUUAAUGAUUAUUUAAUUUUGUUGUGUG
Messenger RNA from Mauremys reevesii (Reeves's turtle), 2395 nucleotides. RefSeq names its product brain-specific homeobox/POU domain protein 3. Gene Ontology annotation, biological process: regulation of transcription by RNA polymerase II. NCBI's taxonomy places the organism in Eukaryota, Metazoa, Chordata, Testudines, Geoemydidae. The record is from RefSeq and is a predicted model, not a curated record. Bases 189 to 1211 code for a protein of 340 amino acids. Gene Ontology annotation, molecular function: DNA-binding transcription factor activity, RNA polymerase II-specific; RNA polymerase II cis-regulatory region sequence-specific DNA binding. The transcript is spliced from 3 exons.